Molecule: messenger RNA, 1168 nt
Organism: Athene cunicularia (burrowing owl)
Lineage: Eukaryota; Metazoa; Chordata; Aves; Strigiformes; Strigidae
Product: aryl-hydrocarbon-interacting protein-like 1
Exons: 6
Coding region: 287-1168 (293 amino acids)
Molecular function (GO): protein binding; peptidyl-prolyl cis-trans isomerase activity
Source: RefSeq, a predicted model, not a curated record
AUUAGAAAGGCAAUUCCAGAACGCAACGGAGGGCACCAGGGGUGUCAGCGAGGGUGUGCCACAGCAGGACGCCCCUCCUGCAGCCUAAAGGGCAGGGGCAGAGUAGAAGGCAUCCAAGCUCUGGCCCCAGCACAGAAAGGGAGAGGCCGGAAGCAGCCCUGGGAGAUGACAUGUCCAGAUAGUCAAGAACGGGAGAUACCCUGAGCAAGAGGGGGCUUGGGAAGGGCUGGAGCGCACCCACGUGUGUCAGCCUGUGACCUGCUUCGGGGGGCUGGCAGGAGCGGCCAUGGAAGAAACCUACCUGCUGAAUGUGGAAGGCGUCAAAAAGAAGAUUCUGCAUGGAGGCCAAGGGGAGCUGCCGAAGUUGCAGGAUGGGAGCAAGAUCACCUUCCACUUCCAGACGCUGAAGGAUGACUUUGAGCGGACAGUGAUCGAUGACAGCCGGGAAGCUGGCUUCCCCAUGGAGCUCAUCGUGGGCAAGAUGUUCAAGCUGGAGAUCUGGGAGACGCUGCUCAGCUCCAUGAGACCUGGGGAGGUGGCCGAGUUCUGGUGCGACGCCAUCCACACGGGCAUGUACGCCCUGGUCUCCAGGGGCAUGCGGAGGAUCGCAGAGGGCCAGGACCCCCUGGAAGGGCAGAAUCACCGCUGCGGCAUGGGCAACAUGUUUGACUACCACAGCACGGGCUAUGAUGACCUGGAUGAGCUGCAGCGGACGCCGCAGCCCCUCAUCUUCAUCAUGGAGUUGUUCCGGGUGGAGGAGCCCUCAGCAUACAAGCGUGACACCUGGGCAAUGAGCAAGGAGGAAAAGCUGGCAGCAGUGCCUGUGCUGCACAGUGAAGGCAACCGCCUCGUCCUCCGCAAGGAGUUUGGACAGGCAGCAGCAAAGUACCAGGAGGCUGUCAUCUGCCUGAGGAACCUCCAGGCCAAGGAGAAGCCAUGGGAAGAGGGCUGGCUGAAGCUGGAGAACCUGGUCACGCCACUGGUGCUCAACUACUGCCAGUGCCAGCUGGAGCUGGGCGAGUACUAUGAGGUGCUGGAGCACACGACAGAGCUCCUCCAGAAACACAAUGGCUUCGACAUUGUAGCCAAGUUACCGAGCCAGCCUCCUGGGGAGCCCACAGUCCCACUCCUGCAUGACCUAUGUUGCCCUGAGAUCUUCUGGAGCUGA